Molecule: messenger RNA, 1873 nt
Organism: Triplophysa dalaica
Lineage: Eukaryota; Metazoa; Chordata; Actinopteri; Cypriniformes; Nemacheilidae
Gene: cdkn1bb
Product: cyclin dependent kinase inhibitor 1Bb
Exons: 3
Coding region: 251-793 (180 amino acids)
Biological process (GO): G1/S transition of mitotic cell cycle; regulation of cell cycle; negative regulation of cell population proliferation
Cellular component (GO): nucleus; cytoplasm
Molecular function (GO): cyclin-dependent protein serine/threonine kinase inhibitor activity; protein-folding chaperone binding
Source: RefSeq, a predicted model, not a curated record
AUCUCUGUGACUCUUCAUCGCCAUAUUGGGCGUGGAAAGCCUCGCCUUGUUAUUUCUCUUCCCCUUUUUUACUACGACGCACAGUUGACACGAGCGCUGCUUUUGUUUUGACGCUCCUCGCGCGUCCGUGUCUUUCUGCUCAUGCGGCGCGCCCGGAGCGACACUCACGUUUGCGUUCUUCGGUCUCGGAUCGCGUUGAAUCAGGAGUGAACAGCUGUUUGGUUUGUUUGGCGUCGAUAACACCCGAAAGAUGUCCGACGUGCGCUUGUCUAGCGCCAGUCCGACGAUGGAGCGCAUGGGUGCGCGGCUGUCCGAUCAGCCCAAGCCGUCGGCGUGUCGAAACCUGUUCGGCCCGGUGGAUCACGAAGAGUUAAAGAAGGAUUUCCAGCGUCACAUGAAGGCGACGGAGGACGCGGCGGCGGACGCGUGGAACUUUGACUUCUCCGCGCACACGCCGCGAACCGGCGGGCGGUUCCGUUGGGAAGCGCUGGACAUCAGCGCGGUGCCCGGAUUCUACAGCAGGUCGGCGCGGAGAAAGGGAUCAAAUGCUAAUAUUUGCUCUCCUGGGAAUAAUCACAAUGAUAUUAAUGUGGAUUUAAACGGGAAUCACGACUGUCCGGUGGCGGAGGAGACCGCGGAGACGCCCGAAUCACCCGGAGAUCAGAGGAAAAGACCAUCCUGCCUCGACUCGUCGUGUCACAGUAAACGCGCGCACAUCUGUGUGGAAGAAGUGACCCGGACGCCCAGAAAACCCCAAAAACCCCGGAGACACCCAAGCCCGACAACCACAUAAACAACAGCGAGGGCUGAAGAUGUCGUCGUCUGUUUGAAGAUCUCAGUGCUUCAUGAACGAGUUGAAGCCCCAGAGGAGCGUUUGGAAGGAAAGCCGAAACAUGUCGACGGGAGUGUGUUUGUGUGUGUUUGUGAGCACUGAAACACUACACGUGUGGCACUCAAAGGCGCUGCGUCUAAAGCAGUCUAUGUAGCAGUGUGCAAAUAGGUUCAAAAAACUUUUUUGCCCAUUUUUUUUUCUUCUUUUUCUUACUACCUGUGUAUAUAAUUAUAUAUUUGUUUCUUUUCCAUAUGUAGCACAUAAUUAAUGUUAUGUUGGAUUUUUUUUCUUGAAGGUGUGAGAUUUUGGUUUGACUCGAAGAGCCACGUGUAGACUAUUUCCAAAAUGCUGUUUAUCUUAUUAUUUUUGCAGUUGGGAAGGCAGUGUGUCUCUUUACAUCUAAACGUUUUUCAGAGAGGUACAUCAGACUUUUGUUUUACUUCCCAGAUGAUUAAAAAAGUCAAAGUUCUGAGGUCAAACCUUGUAGCAUUGAGCAGUAUUAAUGUCAGGCACUUCCAGAGGCCUCGGCCUCGCUUAAAUUAUUUCUCUGUUCAUCAUCUUUCUUUUGAGUGAGAUUUCCUACUGAUUUGCUUUGGUUUCUUUUUUCCGUUUUGAUUUUGCUUUGUUUUCGACUCAAUCACCCUUGGUUUUGUUGUGUGUGUGUGUGUGUGUGUGUGUGUGGACCCGUUAGCAUCUUAAAAAAAACUCUUAUCGAUAGACUCUGUGGUGAAACGGAUGCGUAACUGUAUUUAUAGAGUAAAUAUUAAUAUUUGAACAAUUGUACACUGCCUGUGUAUUUGCGCAAACGAUGUACCUGUGUACAUAACUGUAAAAACACUGAGAAAAUUAAAACUAACUUAUUUAUGUCAAGCUUUUUUUCUUUGGAAAUUAAAAAUGGGGUUUUGGUCGAGAUUGGAGUCAUAUUUUUGUAAAUGCUUAUUUUUUUGGUAGUUUCCUUUUAUUCAUGUUUUCGUUUGUAAUAUUAUUUUAACAAAUUGUAAGAGGUUGCAAACUGAGCCUGAUUAAAAUAUUUGAGAAGUG